GGGUGGCCUCUCGCCCUUUGUCGGGCAUUGUUUCGAGCAUUUCAUUGUCCCUCAAUUUUGCCAUAGUUGCUAUUAUUAUUGUCAUUUUGACCUCGUUGACAGCCAUUUCAUUGGCAGGACCUGUCCAUGACAUCCUCUACCAUGUCCACAGUACUACCCUCCAUCCGACCUCCUUCCGCGUCUCCUUCUCCCUCACGCUCUCCCUCUCCGUCCCCUAUCCCCACCACUAUCACCACCAGCGACUCUUUCUCAACCACCUGUCCACGUCUCCUGUUCCUCCUCUCCGAAAUCCUGCUUAUCUUUCAAAGAAUUGCCACCCUCGCCAACAUCCGCAUUCUAAUCACCACCGCCCUCACCAACCACUCCGACAUCCACAAUACCGAAGUUGCCAUCCCCGAGACCGACCCGAUAAUCCAGAACAUAACAUUCAUGAUCUGCGAUCCUAUCCCUGAACAGGAAUUCAAAACCCGAAUUCUCUGCGCCCGCGGCGACGUGUUCUUUCCAACCACAGGCGGGAUCCGAUAUGCGCACCAAGGCCGUCACCUUCAUCUCACAUUUAUCUCCUCCCAGUUCGGCCUGCCGGACCCUCAUCCGGCGCACGAAGACUGGAGCCAAUUUCCAAGUGCAGCCACAUUGAUCAGGGACCUAAAGCCGGGGACGCUACCUACUUUGGCGCCGCGGGAUCAGGUCAUCUGGCAGGUGUAUUUCUGUGGGUUGGGAGGUCAUGACAACGAUAGGAAUAAGGCAGAUGCCAAUAUUGCGUGGGAUUGUCUGGCACGGGUGGGAGGAUUGUUGCCGGUGAAAUGGGCGGAGUGGGAGGUGGACUCGCUGAUGUUAG
Aspergillus sclerotioniger CBS 115572 is the source of this 838-nucleotide messenger RNA. RefSeq lists its product as uncharacterized. NCBI's taxonomy places the organism in Eukaryota, Fungi, Ascomycota, Eurotiomycetes, Eurotiales, Aspergillaceae. The transcript has a single exon. The annotation marks the transcript as partial. The record is from RefSeq and is a predicted model, not a curated record.